AUAGACAAAGAAGAACCCGGUUCGGUUCGGGGACUGAUGUGCAGUGGAUUUGAAGUGGUUCACAACGCCAUGCGUCGCCCAAAGCAGCACAACGGUAACCUGUCGGCCCUGAUAUUGAUUGGCCUGAUCAUCGGCCAGAUUACGGUUAAAGACACACAUGGCCUGUUGUUGUAUCCUGUAUCGACGUCGCUGCAAUUGACCUCAUCCAUAUCGAUACCACUCGAUCUGCCAACGCGAACAAAGGUCUUCAUGGACAUGGGAUUCCAGAUGAACUACAAUUUGCCCAAUCUGCUUUCAUCCUUCUACAACUCCACCAUUUGGGCGGAUGAGCUGUCACGUCGUUCCAAGCGACAACUGGACAGUGCCCUGCAUCCCAGUGACAUUACCGCGGGAGAGCUCUACGUGGGCUUGGAGCGUAUGCUAGAGAACUACGGUUACCACAGGUCCUGUCUUCUGCGCAGUGUCUGCGAACUGUCGCUGCAUCCCUUCGCCGAGGAUCACAUAUACGGUCUGGUCACGCAAGUCAUCACCUUCCUGCUAACGCCCUCGCAGCAUGAAGGCUUUGGGGUUGGCGAACAGCUCUAUCGCGAUAGCUAUGAACGAGCCGAGCAGAUUGGCUUCCUUGGUGGCGACUGCCAACGUGCCUAUCCCAGCUGUGAGAUGGAUAUUGUGAAUCUAGUCACCAGGAUAGUCAGAUGAAAUAAAAAUGGUUUGGAGUCUAAUCUUACGAUUGUGUGUGCCAUUUAUUUGAAUUUAAAUAAGAGACAGUUACUCUGACUGUUACUCCGACUACAUAUAUCAUUACCAUUCAGUUCUGAUCAUCCCAUAAGUUCCUUAAAUUGCUAGUGUCUUCAAUAGUUAAAGAUUGAGUGCUAGCUUAGCA
Molecule: messenger RNA, 883 nt
Organism: Drosophila miranda
Lineage: Eukaryota; Metazoa; Arthropoda; Insecta; Diptera; Drosophilidae
Exons: 2
Coding region: 37-699 (220 amino acids)
Source: RefSeq, a predicted model, not a curated record